AUGGUAAACACCACGCUGCCCGACGGCACGCUCUGCGAGAUCUGGGAGCUUGACGGCUUCUUCCAGGACCAGUGGUUUUUCAUGGAGCACAUGGACGUUGUGAGAGAGGCCUUCUGGCACCAGCCCACUGCCGACCAGGCCGCAGAGAACCUCAAGUGGCUGAUGUACAAUGAGAGGGGGCCCUACGUUGGCAUCCACAUUCGCCUGGGGGACUACAAGUACACCAAUCGCAACAUGCCCAUCACGUACUACAAGGACGCCUUGGAUGCGGUGAAGGCGAGGAACCAAAACUCUUCCUUGACCUGCCUGAUCCUGUCGGACGACAUCCCGGAGGCCAUGGAGGUCACGGCGGCCCUCGAGCAGUGUGGCAGGCGGGUGCCGGUGCCACCAGACCUGGGCGAGGCGAACAGUUUCUACAUGCUGGGGCUGAUGCCCAACAUCAUCAUCGCUGACUCUAGCUUCUCCUUCUGGGCCGCCCGCCUCGCGCCGCACGAGCCUUUUGUGGUCGCGCCGGGCAUCAGCAAGGAGAGAUCCGAGGCGCAGUCAGCGUACGAGUACUUGCUGCACACGCCUGGGUGGCAUGUUGUGAACACCACUACUGACAUGCUCGACAAGUACAAGACGAAUGCUACCGUUAUGCUGGAAAUGGAGCAGCGCGCCUAG
Messenger RNA from Prorocentrum cordatum, 663 nucleotides. The record is from the annotation of a GenBank genome assembly. NCBI's taxonomy places the organism in Eukaryota, Dinophyceae, Prorocentrales, Prorocentraceae.